AGGAAUGCCGAAGUUUGUCAUAAAGAAACAGGAGUUUUGCGUGAUGCUCAUACUUCUUCAACAUCAAAGACUUCUGAAGAAAGGAAAUGUAUAGAGCAAUCGAGAGUUUCUCACUCACAUUUUUCUACGGAACAGAGUUGGAAUGGUCUGAAAACAAGCUAUGUCCAUCCGAAUGUCAAACCUAAAGAUGCGCGGAAAUUAGAAAAGGAGAAGCAAGUUAAACGACACGCAACUGAGGUGGUGAAACCGCCACCUUUGCCUCAUAAGCGAACACAGAUAUCUUCCACCCCCAAUAGCAGUUUCGCCAACUUUGGCGUUCAAUGCGAUUUGACAGAAUUACCACCGCCGGCGAAGAAAAUUCGGGAAGAAGUGAAGAAAUCAAGGCCCUCAAAUGACAACAUAUCUUCCGCAACGAACCCUAGCGCUAUGGUCGUCCCUUCGCUUCCUGAAGUCAUGGAGUGGAACGAGCAUGCGAAUCUGGCCUACCUCUUCAAACGUGGCGCACCAAUAAUUGUAUUGGAUACCUUGCCAGCGGAGGCAAGUUGGUACAUGGAGGCCCUUCAAGCCACUACAACAGAUGACAAAAGCCCUGAGCGAAUGCUAAGCAACAGCAGUGUUCAAGAAAAGAAUAUUUCUGAACGAGAAGUCAUCCCGGACACUGCGGCAGGAAGUGAACAUCAAUGCUUGACUUCUUCUGAGUCUGGUGAAAUUAUGCAACAGAACGAGCAGGAUAAGAAGAAUCUGACAGGUACUUAA
Messenger RNA from Strongylus vulgaris, 756 nucleotides. The record is from the annotation of a GenBank genome assembly. Lineage: Eukaryota; Metazoa; Nematoda; Chromadorea; Rhabditida; Strongylidae.